Molecule: messenger RNA, 1815 nt
Organism: Brassica oleracea var. oleracea
Lineage: Eukaryota; Viridiplantae; Streptophyta; Magnoliopsida; Brassicales; Brassicaceae
Product: organic cation/carnitine transporter 6-like
Exons: 1
Coding region: 83-1651 (522 amino acids)
Biological process (GO): transmembrane transport
Cellular component (GO): membrane
Molecular function (GO): transmembrane transporter activity
Source: RefSeq, a predicted model, not a curated record
AGCUGAUAAGAAAGGAAAUAUUAUCAUCCAACAGCCAGCCCCUUCAAAAGAAAAAAAGUUUUAAAACCCAAACAAUAUUUUGAUGACUGACCAGUCAGAACCACUGUUAUUGUCUCGUAUCUGCGCCGAUGAUUCCGACGUCAACGACAGAACCAGUUCAGAAGAGUUGACUUUCGACAGCAUUGUCGAACAGAGUCUAUCAGAUUUUGGGUUCUGGCAACUCUUCCAGGUAGUCCUCGUUGGACUCGCUUUGUUCUUCGAUGCAUUUCCGAUAUUCAUCACCGUUUACACAGACGCAUACCCCACGUGGCACUGUGUUAACCACACGAUCUGCGACCACUCCACUUCCGACAUCUGCAAGCUCCCAAGAUCAGCAUGGGAAUGGGACGGUGGCUCCAAGGACAAAACCGUCAUUUCAGAAUUUGGACUCGAGUGCUCGACCUCUUUACUCAGAGGUAUGCCUAGUUCUGCUUUCUACAUCGGUGCCAUCGUUGGUGGAUUCUUUCUAGCUUUAAUCCCAGAUGGUUCCUUGGGCCGCAAGAAACUAGUUUUGUUCUCAACCUUUGCAAUGUCAGUCACUUCAAUUUUUGUUGUUUUCUCAACCAACGUAUGGAUUUACACAACCCUAAAGUUUGCCAUCGGAUUCACGAGAUCACAGACUUGGUCAUAUGCGCUGGUUCUCAUCAGUGAGCGAGUCCCCACCAAAUGGAGACCAAGAGUUACCAUGAUUCCAUUUACCCUUUUCGUUUUAGGGUUUAUGUCAUUGUCUGGAGUGGCUUACCUUGCUCGACACUCUUCAUGGAGAUAUCUCUAUCUCUACACAGCCGUUCCAGCAGCAUUCUAUUGUAUCUUCCUCUACCUCUUCGCACUCGAAUCACCACGGUGGCUUCACUUGCAAGGAAACAACGAAGAAGCCAUUGUUGUUCUCAAAAGCCUGUCAUCGAAGAACAAAGCCUACUUGGAAUCACUAGUUUCUAAGUUACCCCUGGAGCAAGAAGCCGUUGAAGCACUGCCAAGGUACUCGAUUAAGGACUUCUUCUUCCGAAAGUGGGCUUUUCGGAGGAUAUUAGUUGUUAUGGUCAUAUUGUUUGGAAUGGGAAUGUCAUACUACGGAGUUCCAUUAGCAGCUAGAGACAUAGACGUCAACAUAUACUUGAGUGAAACCCUAAACGCAGUGGUGGAGUUGCCUACUUUCAUUAUCACUCCGUUCAUAUUGGAGAGGGUCAACAGAAGAAGCUCUGUUCUAGUGAACACCUUACUAGGUGGAGCCUCAGGGGUGCUUUGUUUCGUUCUCAGCGUUUUCGGAAAAACCGGGAUCGCGUUUGCGUUUGAACUUGGGACAUUUUUUUGUGCAAGGACCGGAUUUAACCUAAUGGCGGUUUAUAUGGUUGAAAUGUUUCCGACUUGUGUCAGAAGUUCAGCAACAAUGAUGUUUAGACAAGCUCUUGUUGUUGGAGGAGCUUGUUGUCCGCUCAUUGCUUCCAUUGGGAGAGAUCUACCAUCAGUAUCCUUUGCCAUUUUCGGAGUUGCCAUGUCUGGUUUGGGGUUGUUCGUUUUGAUUCUUCCCGAGACAAAAGGUUCAAGUCUCUGUGACACAAUGGAAGAACAAGAAAAAAGAGAUCAAACCAUAAACACUAGCAACUGUUGCUGAGUGUAAGAGUUUGUGAUAUGUUUUCAAAUCGUUAUGUGUGUCUUAUGUGAUAUAAGAAACUGGUAAAAAUAAGUUGGAAGUAUUGUGCGUAAAAAAACUAAAGAAUAUUUUGCUAUUCAUCCACAAAGAUUUCAAAUGAGUGUCUAUGUCUUUGAACUACUAAU